This is a messenger RNA of Rhodofomes roseus, 2151 nucleotides long. RefSeq names its product Sodium/calcium exchanger protein-domain-containing protein. Gene Ontology annotation, cellular component: fungal-type vacuole membrane. Gene Ontology annotation, molecular function: calcium:proton antiporter activity. The record is from RefSeq and is a predicted model, not a curated record. NCBI's taxonomy places the organism in Eukaryota, Fungi, Basidiomycota, Agaricomycetes, Polyporales, Fomitopsidaceae. Gene Ontology annotation, biological process: intracellular calcium ion homeostasis; calcium ion transmembrane transport. Bases 1 to 2151 code for a protein of 716 amino acids. The transcript has 20 exons.
AUGUUGACCUCGUCUUCGACGGGCGAGCCGCUGGCUGGCAACCCCCAUGAACGCACGUAUGCCUCGCCUCCGGGUCGGAAGUACCCCGCAGAGAUACCAUUGCCUGUGUUGACGCGUAGCACGACCGCCGCGUCGUACUCGUCGACCACUGACCUGCUUCCUCACCCCUCGGACUACCGCACAAAGAGGUCGACCUUGAAAGACAGGAUCACGUCCUGGUACGGCGGGCCAAGAAAGUCUCCAGACUCGGAUGCGAACGAUCGGGACGCGACCCCAGCGGCUCCAGUCAAGAAGGUUCGCCUCAAAGCUUGGCAUGGAUGGAGAUAUGUGCUCUUCGGUUCAUGGCUCAAUGUCUUUUUGCUACUCCUCCCUGUGGCGUGGAUAUUGAAACUAGCGACCGAGGGGAAUGACACGCUCAUCUUCUCUGCAUGUAUGGUCUCUAUGAUUCCGUUGGUGAAGCUUCAUGAUAUGACCAUCGGUGUACUGGCACGGCGCAUGGGAGGUUCCAAGACGGGUCUAAUCAACGCUAGUUUCAGCAACAUUAUUGAGCUGGUCGUAGCUAUCACGGCGCUGCGGAAAUGCGAGCUGCACGUCGUCCAGUCUUCCUUGAUUGGCGCAAUCCUCAGCAAGCAACUGCUCAUCCUUGGAAUGUGUUUCCUGGCUGGUGGCCUACGCUUCUACCAACAGGAUUACGACCAGACUGCUACGAUCAUCCACUCUUCGCUCCUGAGUAUCGGUGUCGGUGCAGUCUGCCUCCCGGCUGCAUUCCAUUUUGCUUUGUCGUACAACGCUGCCGAUCUGGAGUCAGCGGGAACAACCCUACAGCAGCAGAAGGCCGACUUGUUGACGAUGAGCCACAGUGUUGCGCUCCUUCUCCUGCUCAUCUACUUCGCGUAUCUUGUCUUCCAACUGUUCUCUCACACGCACCUCUACCAGGACAACACCAAGCCCAGUGAGAAGAUCCCUAGCGUCCCGCUCUCGAUGUCGGUCCGGUCCCUCACGGAACGCGUCCGGGUGAACAGCGGCAACCUUCGCAUGCGACGCUCGAACUCAGGCUCCCAGUCAGGCGGGCGAGGCUCCCCUCUGCCCAAGGGCACUGGAGAGAAAAAAGGAUAUCGUGUAGACGUGAACAGGGAGAAGACCAGUCCCGUGGAGGAGGUCCCCGAGACGUCGUUCGACGUCUCCGACGGCACCGGCGCGCAGUACGCGAACAACCCCGACAGCGCGCGCCAGCGUCGCACGGCGUACCUCGUCUCGCCGUGCGGCGCGACGUCGCAGGUGACCCUCUCCGCAGACGAGUUCGGCCGGUACAGGGAGGACCCGACUGUGCGCCUCGUGCACGACAAGUGGGGCGGGCGUGGGCGCAGUGCGAGCGUGAGCGACGGGUUAAACAGCGAGCGCGGCCGGCGGUACUCCGGCUCGUCGGACAGCAGCAAGCGGAGCUCGUUCGAGAGCGGACGGACGAAGCAUGUCAGUGUCAACGAACUCGUGUCAGCGUACUCGGGCGACCGCAAGGACGUGCACCGUUCGGUGCAGGUCCGGGAUCUCGGCAUGAGCGGGGAUGAACAGCGUGGAGAUGCGCGAAGCCCGUCUGUGUCCCCGUCGAGCUCGGCGGAGAAGGUGGGCGAGGACGAGCUUCCGGAGUUGAGUUGGACGAUGACGUUCGUUGUUCUGAUCACCGUCACUGUCCUCGUCACGAUCAAUGCGGAAUGGCUUGUCGACUCUAUGGACAACCUGUCACCGGCGCUCAGCAAGGAGUGGAUUGGCCUGAUCCUGCUGCCAUCCGUUAGUUCCAUCGCCGAAUGUGUGACGGCUGUCAGUGUAUCUGUCAAGGAUAAAUUGACAUUGAGCAUCAGCGUCGCUGUCGGCUCAUCAAUCCAAACUACGCUGUUCGUCAUCCCAUUCAUGGUGAUCCUGGGUUGGAUCCUGGACAAGCCGCUUCCUCUCCUGUUCGAUCCGUUCCAGACAGUGGUCCUGUACAUUUCUGUCAAUAUCAUGGGUUACGUAGUGGCGGACGGCAAGUCCAACUGGCUGGAGGGCGUCAUUCUAAUCAGCCUUUAUCUUGUCAUCGCGGUCACCUUCUGGUUCUAUCCAGGCUCCAGCUUCUCCACCAAUUUGGCGGUCUGUGUCGAUACGGUAAAAUCCCAAUAA